UGCACAGCAGAAGAGCAGACACAAAACAUAGCAUUUGGUGUUUGGUGGGUGAGGAAGUCGUGCCCUGAAAGUGGUCCGCUGAAAAAGAUCCGUGUGUGAAGAAAAAUCGAAUUUUCACUGUGAAUACUCGUGCAAAUCAACAUCCCUGCCGUACAGCACCUGGGCGCGUGUAUCCUUUCGUGUUCGCGGGAGGAGUGAGCGAAAGCAGCCCCGUCGUCGUUUUCCCCUCGCUCUCAAGGUGCUGGAGCUCCCGGUGGUGCUCCAGACACAGGAUUCAAUCCACCGCCACCACCACCGAGUGUGUGCGACGGCAUAUUAAAAGCGAAAAAUCUUAGUGUAAGCGUGUGUCUGUGUGCGAGCGCAAAAAAGGACUCUCCGUUGGGCGUAAUCGCACGGCCAACUGCAGCCGGAAGCAUACAAAAAAGGAGCAAAAAACAACAACUUCCCCCAAAGAUGGUGAUGCUGGUUCGCGAGACAUCGCGUACCGUGGCAAUCGCGACCGCGUUGCUCUGCCUAUUAAGUGGCUUCAAUUGUCUCAAUGGAGUGGCCGGCGCAGGCAAGGUGGACGACUCGAAGGGUCCGGUCUUCCUGAAGGAACCAACGAACCGUAUUGAUUUUUCCAACUCGACCGGUGCGGUCGUGGAGUGCAGCGCAACCGGUAACCCGCCCCCGGAAAUGAUCUGGAUCCGCAGCGACGGUACGGCGGUCGGCGAUGUGCCCGGACUGCGGCAGAUCCUGCCGAACGGCAAUCUGGUGUUUCCGCCGUUCCGCGCCGAGGACUACCGGCAGGAGGUGCACGCCCAGGUGUACGCCUGCAUGGCCAAGAACCAGUUCGGGUCGGUGAUUUCGCGCGACGUCAACGUACGGGCCGUGGUCCAGCAGUACUACGACUCGGAGGUGAACAAUGCGUACGUGAUUCGCGGCAAUUCGGCCAUACUGAAAUGCUCGAUACCGUCGUUUGUGGCGGACUUUGUUGCGGUCGUGUCGUGGAACGAUGAUGCCGGCAAUGUCUAUCAACAGCUCGACAACCGCACUGUCCAGUCAGCCGAGCUGGAAGUUGACGGUAAAUACAUGGUGCUACCCUCCGGUGAGCUGCACAUCCGCGAAGUGGGACCCGAAGACGGCUACAAGAGCUACCAGUGCCGCACCAAGCACCGGCUGACCGGUGAAACGCGCCUAUCCGCCACCAAGGGACGACUGGUCAUCACAGAACCACUUGGCAGGGUGUCUCCCAAGCUAGACUCCACGUCCAAGAUCGUGACGGCCGAAGUGAGGCGUAGUAAUACGAUCGCCCUGCUUUGCUCAGCGCAGGGCUACCCGAUAGCAGUGUUUAGAUGGUACAAGUACAUCGAAGGAACUCAGCAAAAGAAGGCCGUCGUGCUGGACGAUCGUGUCAAGCAGGUGUCGGGAACGCUCAUCAUUAAGGACGCUGUCGUGGACGACUCGGGCAAGUACCUGUGCGUGGUGAACAAUUCCGUCGGUGGCGAAAGUGUGGAAACCGUCCUGACCGUGACGGCACCGCUGGCAGCAAAGAUUGAACCACGCACGCAAACGGUAGACUUUGGCCGACCGGCCGUGUUUACGUGCAAGUUCUCGGGCAACCCGAUCAAAACCGUGUCGUGGAUGAAGGAUGGCAAGUCGCUCGGCCACAGCGAUGCGGUCCUGCGCAUCGAGUCCGUCAAGAAGGAGGAUAAGGGCAUGUACCAGUGUUUCAUUCGCAACGAUCAGGAAAGUGCACAGGCUAGCGCCGAACUCAAGCUGGGAGGACGCUUUGACCCACCGAUCAUUCGUGAAGCAUUCCCUGAGGAAACGCGCCACCCAGGACCGUCUGUGUUUCUGAAGUGUGUUGCCGGCGGUAACCCAACGCCCGAAAUCAGCUGGGAGCUGGAUGGAAAGAAGAUCACCAACAGCGAACGCUAUCAGGUCGGACAGUACGUGACGGUGAACGGUGACGUUGUGUCGCAUCUGAACAUUACCUCGAUCCACUCGAACGACGGUGGCCUGUACAAGUGUAUGGCAAGCAGCAAGGUCGGUGUGGCUGAACAUUCCGCCAAGCUGAACGUGUACGGUCUGCCGUACGUGCGAACGAUGGAAAAGAAGGCGAUCGUUGCGGGCGAAACGCUGAUUGUCACCUGCCCGGUAGCCGGUUAUCCAAUUGAAUCCAUCGUAUGGGAACGAGACAACCGACAGCUACCGAUCAACCGUAAGCAGAAGGUAUUCCCGAACGGAACACUCAUCAUCGAAAAUGUCGAACGAAACUCGGACCAAGCCACAUACACCUGUGUCGCGAAGAACUCGGAAGGCUACACGGCACGCGGUACACUAGAAGUGCAAGUAAUGGUUCUACCGCAAAUAGUCCCAUUCGGGUUCGGCGAGGAACAGGUGAACCAGUUCGAUAUGGUUUCUACCAUGUGCACCGUAAACAAGGGCGAUAUGCCGAUCGACAUUGCUUGGGAGUUCACGCCAACGUUUCCGAGUCCAGGAAAGGCGAGAAAAUUGUACACUAACGAUGGUGUCCUGAUCAGUCGGACGAGCACGCGUAUUAGCAUGCUUAGCAUAGACUCGGUGCGCGAUCGACACAGUGGAAAUUACACUUGCCAUGCGAAGAAUCAAGCAGGGCUGGUAGAGUACACGGCAGUCCUCUUUGUGAACGUACCUCCGAGAUGGAUUCUUGAACCAACUGACAAGGCUUUCGCUCAGGGAUCAAACGCCAAGGUCGAAUGUAAAGCCGAUGGUUUCCCGAAGCCGCAGGUCACCUGGAAGAAAGCAGUGGGAGACACUCCCGGAGAGUACAAGGACCUACGAUCGAACGACUCAAGCAUCCGUGUUGAGGAAGGCUCGCUUUUCAUUCAGAACAUCCAAAAGUCGAACGAAGGCUACUACCUGUGCGAAGCAAUCAACGGCAUCGGCUCGGGACUGAGCGCAGUCACACUGAUCACGGUUCAAGCGCCGCCAGAGUUUGUCGAGAAGCUACGCAACCAAACCGCUCGCCGUGGUGAACCGUCCGUACUGCAGUGUGAAGCGAAGGGUGAGAAACCAAUUGGCAUCCUGUGGAACAUGAACAACAUUCGCCUGGACCCAAAGUCCGACAACCGGUACACGAUUCGCGAGGAAAUUCUACCCAACGGUGUCACCUCCAGCCUGUCGAUCAAGCGCACGGAGCGUAGCGAUUCGGCACUGUUUACCUGCAUGGCCACGAACGCGUUCGGUAGCGACGACACGAGCAUCAACAUGAUCAUCCAGGAAGUGCCAGAGAUGCCGUACGCACUGAAGGUGCUGGACAAAUCGGGUCGCACCGUGCAGCUGAGCUGGGCCAAACCGUAUGAUGGAAACUCACCGCUGAAGCGCUACAUCAUCGAGUUCAAGCGUUCGCGCGGCUCGUGGGAAAACGAUAUUGAUCGGGUGAUUGUGCCGGGUGACACGAACGAGGCGCAGGUACAGAAGCUAAGCCCGGCCACCACGUACAACAUUCGUAUUGUGGCAGAGAACGAAAUCGGUGUGUCGGAUCCAUCGGAUGUGGUAACGAUCAUUACGGCGGAAGAGGCACCGUCCGGUAAGCCGCAAGCAAUCAAGGUGGAAGCGAUCAAUCAGGCGACACUGCGCGUCAGCUGGAAGGCACCGCCGCGCGCCGAAUGGAACGGUGACAUUCUGGGAUACUAUGUGGGAUAUAAGCAGACAUCGCUGAACACGUUGUACGUGUACGAAACGGUCAACUACUCGCCGGAAGGUGGAGAAGGCAAGGAGCACAGUCUGGAGAUUAACAAUCUGAAAACGUACACACAGUAUUCGAUCGUGAUUCAGGCGUUUAACAAGGUUGGCGCUGGCCCGAUGAGUGACGAAGAGAAGCAGUACACGGCAGAAGGAACGCCCGACCAGCCACCAAGCGAUACGAUGUGCACCACGCUAACCUCGCAGACGAUUCGCGUGUCCUGGGUAAGCCCACCGCUAGAGUCGGCGAACGGUGUCAUCAAGGGAUACAAGGUGGUGUACGCACCGAGCGAUCUGUGGAACAACGACAAGAACAAGGACUACAAGAAGACGGCAUCGAGCGAUACGGUGCUACACGGGCUGAAGAAGUACACCAACUACACGAUGCAGGUGCUGGCGACCACUUCGGGCGGCGACGGUGUGCGCAGUGCGCCGAUCCACUGUCAAACGGAACAGGACGUGCCGGAAGCACCGACCGCAGUGAAGGCGCUGGUAAUGUCGGAAGGAUCGAUUUUCGUUUCGUGGCAACCACCGGCACAGCCCAACGGACUGAUCCUUCAGUACACCGUGUACAUCAAGAGCGGCGAUCAAGAACCGAAGAGCUUCAAGGUACCAUCGUACCAGAUCAACUACGAAGCGUCCGGGCUGGAGAAGAAUCAAAAGUACGAAUUCUGGGUAACGGCGUCCACCACGAUCGGGGAGGGUCAGUCCUCGAAAACGCUUUCCGCCAUGCCGAGCGAUAAGGUCCCGGCCAAGAUUGCAUCGUUCGAUGACAAGUUUACCGCUACUUUCAAGGAGGACGCUAAGCUGCCAUGCCUGGCCGUGGGAUCUCCGGCGCCGGAAAUUACCUGGAAGAUCAAGGGCGUAGAGUUUGUGCCGAACGAACGCAUCCGUCAGCUGCCGGAAGGUUCGCUGUUCAUCAAGGACGUCAUUCGCCAGGAUGCGGGUGAUUACACAUGUACGGCGGAGAAUUCCAUCGCCAAGGAUUCGAUUACGCACCGACUGAUUGUGCUUGCGCCACCACAGUCGCCCCAGCUUACGCUUACCGCAACGACGACCGAUUCGCUCUCGGUGAAGCUGAAGCCGCACGAAUCGGACACUGCCCCGCUGCAGGGCUACACGCUGCACUACAAGCCCGAGUUUGGCGAAUGGGAAACGAUCGAUGUGGCGCUGGAAGCACCGAAGUACACGAUCGAAAAGCUGUACUGUGGCUCACGCUAUCAGGUGUACGCGACCGCGUACAACUCGAUCGGUGCCGGUGAACCGUCCGACAUACUGAACACGCGCACGAAGGGCUCGAAACCGUUGCUGCCGGAAAAGUCUCGCUUUAUUGAAGUUUCGUCCAACUCCAUUACGCUGCAUCUGCCCGCGUGGAAGGAUGGUGGCUGCCGCAUGUCGCACUUUGUCGUUGAACACAAGAAGAAGGAUCAAAUUGACUGGAACCAGAUCUCGAACAACGUCAAGCCGGGUGGUAACUUUGUGGUACUGGAUUUGGAACCGGCCACCUGGUACAAUCUUCGCGUGACCGCUCACAAUAACGCUGGAUUUACUGUAGCGGAGUAUGAGUUCGCUACUCUCACCAUUACCGGAGGAACGGUUGCGCCCAUUUUUGGAUCUGUACAGCCCGGUACCAUCUACCCGCCGUGGAUUCCGCACUGGAUCGAUCUGAACGUGAUGGUACCACUGAUCGCAACCGUGAUCGUGGUGGCGGUAGGCGUACUAGUGAUCUGUGUAGCCAUUUCCCGGCGCCGAGACGACGAUCCCCGAUGCGGACCGAAGGAUGUAUACUACGAUGUCGUGUACAAUCAGUCGAUGGGACCGGCGGGAGCCGCCACACUGGACAAGCGACGACCGGACAUCCGCGAUGAGCUGGGUUACAUUGCACCGCCGAACCGCAAGCUGCCACCGGUACCGGGCUCGAACUACAACACCUGCGACCGAGUUAAGCGCGGAACUGUCAUAAGCCAUAAUCCUUCCAUAAAAUCCAACCAUACCACUUGGGACCCGCGCCGUCCGUUGUACGAAGAACUGAAGAAAGCGCCGCCACCACUGCCCAGACGUUUCAACCAUCCGCCGGCGUGCUAUGGCAUGGAAGAUGAGAUCUGCCCGUACGCCACGUUCCAUCUGCUUGGAUUCCGGGAGGAGAUGGACCCGACCAAGGCGAUGAACUUCCAAACCUUCCCGCACCAGAACGGUAUGGGCGGCCCGGGACACAUGGGAACGAUGGGAUCGAGCAUGGCGAUGCAGGUGCCCAGCCACGUCCACUCGCGGUCCGGCUCGCAGUCGAUGCCACGUCAGAAUCGCUAUGCCCGCAAGAACAGCCAGGGUGGCCAGAGCAGCAUCUACACCCCGGCACCGGAGUAUGACGAUCCGGCCAACUGCGCGGAGGAAGAUCAAUACCGACGUUACACACGCAUCAACUCGCAAGGCGGCUCGCUGUACUGUGGCCCCGGACCCGAAUACGACGAUCCGGCCAACUGUGCUCCGGAGGAUGACCAGUACGGUUCGCAGUACGGUGGCAACUAUGGCACACCGUACGAGCACUACGGCUCGCGGGGAUCGGUCGGACGCCGUAGCGUUGGCUCGCCGGAACCGCCACCACCGCCACCACGCAACCACGAUACGAGCAACUCGUCCUUCAACGACUCCAAGGAAAGCAACGAAAUCUCCGAAGCCGAGUGCGAUCGCGACAAUGGGCCGCGUGGAAACUAUGGAGAACCGUCUGAGGCUUCAUCGAAAUCCAACGAUGCUAUUAAUGGUGACGAAACAGAGAAGUUGUUGAAAAGAAACGAAGUCAAACCCAAGUACACCAAACAAACAGCAGCCUCCGGUAGCACAGGACUCACAGCCUACGAUACUAUGGCAGUGUAAUCUGUAAGCCCGCCCUGUGAACGCACACGUGAAGGCAUAACGCUUCUUCACACCUUCGUCAGCCAGCCAAGCAACAAUUGAUGGAAGGUAAAAAAGACCGAAGCAAACAUCUGUAGUGUGAAGAUUGCUGUAUCAUCCUAGGAGAAGUGUAUGAUGAUGAUGAAAACGAUACUGUAAUCUACGUAUCAACACGGUGACGUUUUUGUCAAGCAGAACGAGUCAGGGGCAGAACGCACGAAUUUAGCGCAUUUACGUUAAUUUAUAUACAUAUAUCAGGAAAAAGCCCACUUUUAACGUGCUAAAACUCCCCACACCCCCCGUCAGUCAGUCAGUUAGUCAGUUAUUGAACGAAACCUUUCACCGUGUAUUCGUGCUUAUAUGUGUCCUGUGUACUGUGUCCUAUAUACGUUUUGGUAAGUGUGGUUUUUACGCAAACGAUCAC
Messenger RNA from Anopheles merus, 7021 nucleotides. RefSeq names its product Down syndrome cell adhesion molecule-like protein Dscam2 (gene Dscam1). Gene Ontology annotation, molecular function: cell-cell adhesion mediator activity. Gene Ontology annotation, biological process: axon guidance; dendrite self-avoidance; homophilic cell-cell adhesion. The record is from RefSeq and is a predicted model, not a curated record. Lineage: Eukaryota; Metazoa; Arthropoda; Insecta; Diptera; Culicidae. The coding region runs from base 454 to 6579 and encodes 2041 amino acids. Gene Ontology annotation, cellular component: plasma membrane; axon. The transcript has 22 exons.